This is a messenger RNA of Carcharodon carcharias (great white shark), 1342 nucleotides long. Its product is annotated as paired box protein Pax-1-like. Gene Ontology annotation, molecular function: RNA polymerase II cis-regulatory region sequence-specific DNA binding; DNA-binding transcription factor activity, RNA polymerase II-specific. The transcript is spliced from 6 exons. Lineage: Eukaryota; Metazoa; Chordata; Chondrichthyes; Lamniformes; Lamnidae. The record is from RefSeq and is a predicted model, not a curated record. Bases 1 to 1308 code for a protein of 435 amino acids. Gene Ontology annotation, biological process: anatomical structure development; regulation of transcription by RNA polymerase II.
AUGCCAGUGAUUUACUGUAGCUCGAUAUGCGGCGCGUUCGGCCAGCGUGGUCCGACAUACAACGAUAUCCGAGAACCGAUCCCACAACUAGAAAUCCAAACCCAACAGCGAGCAUUCACGGAAAGUGAAAUCUGGAACUUUUUUCUGUUCCAGCAAGCUGUUGCGACUGGACCAAUGGAAAUUUUACAUGCUAAGGCACAUCAGACUUACGGGGAGGUCAAUCAGCUGGGAGGCGUAUUCGUUAACGGGAGACCCCUUCCCAACGCCAUCAGGCUGAGGAUAGUGGAACUGGCUCAACUGGGGAUUCGACCGUGCGACAUAAGCCGGCAGCUCCGGGUGUCCCACGGCUGCGUGAGCAAAAUCCUGGCCCGUUACAACGAGACGGGCUCCAUCUUACCGGGGGCUAUCGGAGGCAGCAAGCCCAGGGUCACCACCCCCACCGUGGUGAAGUACAUCAGGGAAUACAAGCAGGGCGACCCCGGCAUCUUCGCCUGGGAGAUUCGGGAUAGGCUCCUCGCCGACGCCGUUUGUGACAAAUACAACGUACCCUCGGUCAGCUCCAUCAGCCGGAUCCUGCGGAACAAGAUCGGUAACCUGUCGCACUCGGGGCACUACGAGACCAACAAGCAGCUGCCCCCUCAGCCCACGCUGCCCUACAACCCCAUCUACCAGUAUUCCUACCCCAACCACAUGUCCUCGGCGGCCGCCAAGAUGGGCAGCGCCACGGGCGUCCCGGUGCCGGGGGUUACGGGACACGUCGGCAUCCACCGGACCUGGCCGUCCGCUCACUCGGUCAGCAACAUCCUGGGGCUCAGGAGCAUCGUCGAACAGGCAGCUGCUCAUGGUGGAGCCGAGGCUGCAGCUUAUCAAACUAAAGUGGAAGAUUGGAAUAAUGUCAAUCGGGCAGCUUUCUCCUCCAAUCAGAGUGUCAACGGGAUAGAAAAACAGGCGAUCGACCCGGAUCUGAAAUACCCCCAGCCUCCGUCGGUGCUGCCUGCUGUGAGCAGUUUUGUUCCCGCCUGCGCUGUUGGCCCCUAUCCCUCGUCGAACCAGGUGCCGAGUUAUGGAGUGUACAGUGGCCCAGGAGCCGGCUACAUGACAGGCCAUCCCUGGCAGUCCCAGGGCAGCAGUCUCUCUCACUCUGGGCCAGGAAUUCCCAUGCACGGCGGAGACAUCCACGCCCCGAUGCCCUUCAAACACCUCUCAGCCAGAGAAGCAACAGACAGGAAAGCCGGGAGCCCCGUUAACAAGCCCCCCGAAGCUCUCAGCAGCCCGCUCGGCCUCUCAAUCCCAGCCUCCAGCACAUAAAAUCCCCGCCGGUAACGGGACACAACCAAAACGA